AUCAUCAAGCUUAAGUUUACAAUAUUGGUAUCAGAGCCAUCUCUCAAACGAGAAUUUCCAAAACCCAUGGUGUCCUCCAGCAACAGCACCCCUGUAUCCGGUGAAACAACUCCCAAUUUCGCUGCCACAUUACUCACUCCAUCCAACCGAGGGCCGAUCUCUUUCAAUGCUGGCGCCUUCCCUCUCAAGCUCACCCCGAACAACUACCCAUCCUGCGGCCUUCCCUCCCUCUCAAAUAUUGGAGACCGUGUUGCCGUCGGAACCUACUUCUGCAUCCUUGGUACUUCCAAUCAACUUGUUCUCCAAACGCCAUCACCCAGCCCAAAUUCCCCCUCUCCACACACACCGCCAAGCCUGUCCUCCUCUUCGCCCUUGGCCCACUCCAGCUCAUCCAGUCCUCCAAGCCCACCCUUAGCCCCACCCCUGGCCCCACCCCAACCUCUUAGAACACAUUCUAUGGUUACUCGGGCCCAAAACAACAUUUUCAAACUCAAACAGCUCUUUCACACCAUUCCUACCCCUGUUACCACCUCCUUAGAACCCACAUGUGUGUCCCAAGCCUUGAAAGAACCUAUUUGGAGACAAGCCAUGUUUGAAGAGUUUACUGCACUAGUUUGGCAAGGUACUUGGGAAUUGGUGCCCUUGAAUGCUAGUCAACAUCUUAUUGGUUGUAAGUGGGAUUUUCGUGUUAAACGGGAUAAAGAUGGCAGUAUUGAGUGCUAUAAGGCACGUCUCGUGGCUAAAGGGAACAACUCGAAUCUAAUUCGCUCUCUUGUGCAAAAAAUGGAGCAAUGCUUCUCUCUCAAAGAUCUUGGCCCUCUCACUUUCUUUUUGGGCAUUGAGGCUAUUCCUACAUCUACCGGGUUAUUGCUUUCUCAACACAAGAACAUCCUUGAUAUCCUUCGUCGAGCGAACAUGGAUGUUGUGAAGCUAGUUUCCAUGCCGCUUCCUUCCUCAGCCCAUCUAAGCUCUUCAGCAGGUUUGGCUCUCUUUGAUAGCUCUGACUAUUGUCAUAUCCUUGGUUCUCUUCGAUAUCUCACUCUCACUCGUCUAGACAUUUCCUUUGUUGUCAACCGGCUAUCAUAGUACAUGCAUCGGCCCACUAAUCUUCAUUGGCAAGCCUUGAAACAUGUUCUUUGAAGGAGGUAAAAUUUGCAACCAUCUCACAAAAGGAAAUCAAAUCCCAGUCUUAGUGUAAAUAAUAUAUAUUAUAUGUAUCUUGUACUUAAUUGAAGUUUCCUUAUUUUGUAGAUUAGAUGACUGUGUGUACUCUAUAUAUUGCUCUGUAUAUGCUCAAUAAAAUCAUCAAGCUUAAGUUUACAGUAUGUAUUUGUUAAUUUUCCUUUGUUUUUGUUGAAUUUUACAUGGGUCAAGCAAAACCUACAUACAAUCAACCAUGAUAUUAUUG
Messenger RNA from Rubroshorea leprosula, 1408 nucleotides. The record is from the annotation of a GenBank genome assembly. NCBI's taxonomy places the organism in Eukaryota, Viridiplantae, Streptophyta, Magnoliopsida, Malvales, Dipterocarpaceae.